GCGCUGAGUAUAUAAACUACAUAUAUUGGUUUCUGCUUGAGAAGUGGUAGUACAAAUUAACUUUGGCAGGAUAAGAGUUUUGCAUCAGCGCUUAUAAACAGAACCACACCAUCGGACAAAAGUCAUGUUCGGACGUCUGGUGACACUUUUGGCGACAGCCUUGGGCAUAGCGUCGUCUGCAAGUGUGUCAUUCACCCAACUGCAACCACAGGGCUUCCGCUUCAGCUUACAAGAUCAACCUGGUAUAAGCCUUGUUGGGUUCCACUAUGACGUAAACAAUCCACUUCCGGGGGUUGCGGCGGGGAAAUAUUCACUCGAUAUCCGAACCAAAACGGGCAACGAGUGGGUGUAUGAGAACCCUAACCUGACUCUGAGGCCCGGGGAUCAGAUCCACUACUGGUACCUGGUCGUCGACUCCACUGGUGGGCACACAGUCACCGACCAGACGUGGACUGUGCCUUCGCCAAUGACGACAACACGAAAAGCAACAACAGCAAGACCAACUACAGUCGGUCACGCUCACGAAAAUUCAGGAACCACGCACUUCGUCGGCAGCAAUCUUCUCAACUACUUGCAGAACCAUACUUCCGGUUCGGCGCCAGCCGCAGGCACUGAAACGCAGUCUGGUGCAAGUGCGGCACCAAACACCGGUGUUGUUUCGAAUACUAACACCAACACCCAGGUGAGCGGCUCAAAUUCAGGGGGAAGUGGCUCCUGCGGCUGCACCGGAAGAUCCAUUCGGCCGCCUGGCUCUGAACUCACGUGUAGCACAUUCCCGUGCCUGAUAUUUGAUGACGAGUUUGACACUCUUAAUCUGGACGUUUGGGAACACGAAAUCACGGCUGGCGGUGGAGGGAACUGGGAGUUCGAGUACUACACAAACAACAGGUCCAACAGUUACGUGAGGGACGGGAAGUUGUUCAUUAAACCGACUCUCACUCUCGAUUCGCUUGGCGCUGGACCCGAUGGCUUGACGAAAGGAGCUCUAGAUAUUUGGGGCGGUCAACCCGGGGAUGUGUGCACCGGAAACAACUUCUGGGGCUGCCGACGGGACGGUACGCCGGAACACAUUAUAAACCCCAUCCAGUCUGCGCGUCUCCGCAGCUCCCGGGGCUUCAACUUCAAGUACGGAAAAGUCGAGGUCCGGGCCAAGAUGCCUAACGGAGAUUGGUUGUGGCCAGCUAUCUGGUUGCUACCCCUCCGCAACGCUUAUGGAAAAUGGCCAGCGUCUGGCGAAAUUGACAUUGUAGAGGCCAGAGGCAACCAGAAUUACCAUGACGACAAAGGAAAUGACCAGGGCAUCAAUAACGCUGGAAGUACUCUGCAUUUCGGGUCAGAUUUCUGGCACAACAAAUGGCCCUCUGCUCACGGAGAACGCCUGAGCACAUCCGGCACAUACGGGGACAGCUUCCACAUCUACACCCUGAUAUGGGACGAGGAUCACAUCAGCAUUUCAAUUGACGGUGACGAGGUAUUGAACGUCACACCACAGACAACAAUGUGGGCUUUUGGCGGCAACGAUCAGGACGGAGUGGAGAAUCCCUGGGCGUCGGGUACAAAAAUGGCUCCUUUUGACCAAGAGUUUUUCCUGAUUCUCAACGUCGCGGUUGGCGGUACGGCGUUCUUCCCUGAUACAUUCGUUAACCCAACCGGUAAACCGUGGUCGGAUAAAUCUGACUUCGCAGCACGUGACUUCUGGAACGCGCGUGCGCAGUGGUACCCCACUUGGCAUGCGGACCAAAACAACGGGGAGGACGCCGCUAUGCAGGUUGACUACAUCCGGGUCUGGAAACUCAAGCCAUAAACUCAUCUGGAAAGAUGGUGUGUGCAUGAUGAGCUGCUGUGAAGUGUUUGAAUGACGUAUUUAAAAUAAAAACCACACUUUAAACAUA
Messenger RNA from Dreissena polymorpha, 1892 nucleotides. RefSeq names its product beta-1,3-glucan-binding protein-like. Gene Ontology annotation, molecular function: carbohydrate binding; hydrolase activity, hydrolyzing O-glycosyl compounds. The coding region runs from base 125 to 1804 and encodes 559 amino acids. The transcript is spliced from 14 exons. Gene Ontology annotation, biological process: carbohydrate metabolic process. Lineage: Eukaryota; Metazoa; Mollusca; Bivalvia; Myida; Dreissenidae. The record is from RefSeq and is a predicted model, not a curated record.